Alosa sapidissima (American shad) is the source of this 2037-nucleotide messenger RNA. It is a transcript of the gene adora1b, whose product is annotated as adenosine A1 receptor b. The coding region runs from base 841 to 1944 and encodes 367 amino acids. Gene Ontology annotation, cellular component: dendrite; membrane; synapse. The record is from RefSeq and is a predicted model, not a curated record. NCBI's taxonomy places the organism in Eukaryota, Metazoa, Chordata, Actinopteri, Clupeiformes, Clupeidae. The transcript is spliced from 2 exons. Gene Ontology annotation, biological process: G protein-coupled adenosine receptor signaling pathway. Gene Ontology annotation, molecular function: G protein-coupled adenosine receptor activity.
ACUUAACACAGGAGUACAUAUUGCAAAUGGUCGCAAUGACUAAACGCUUUUAAAAUGCGUAUGGUAAUUCAGAACGCCAGUGUGGACUCCUCAAGUCAUUCACUUCUGCCGUUUUUGGGACAGUCAGAGCGGUAUUUCCCUCGCUCUAGGCGUUGUUUUACACGCGAGGACCAACUCCCUCUCAUUGGAUUUGGUGGUUGCACGGGAAUCUUUCUUCAAUCACUACAGUACACCGCCAUGGACUUGGAUGAGAGUAAACCAAGAACAUAGCGUUAUACACACUGGUUUUGUUGGAGACUGAGGACUGGGUGAAAACAAAGCGCCCCGCUGUUCCGAGAGCUAUUUUGGGUCACCGCAUUGCUUUCACUCUGAAGACAGCCGCGUAACAGGAACGGAACUGCAGCCCGUAGUAUUGGAACCAUCGUACAUCGGACACUACAUUUCGCGCAUUAAUGACCACUUUUGUCAAGCUUUUCCAUGGCUCAGAGAUCAGAGUUUUGCCAAGACAUUACUAAGGGAGUAACAACAAAGGAAGAUGCCAUUUUCUAAUGUGUAGGAAUAGACAUGACUGAGCAAAUGCUUCGAGCGCAGGUGGAUAGAUAGGUGCUACAUUGUCUCACACGAAGCUAACAAAGAAAAGACGGCCAACAAUAUUGUUGCAGGUCUUGUUUUUUUACCAGCAUGUGAAACUUCCUGAAUGAACCGGACUUGAAUUAAAUUUCGGCGGUAUUAUAAUGCUUGUCAAUUUAUUGAUACUUCGGUGGAUUAUUUUGUAUUGCCCAUUGUGCUAAAACUGCUUUGUCGUUUUUCUUUUGAGUUUGAUUUACAUCGACCGCAGACAUGCCGGGAGCUCUCCCCUCCUCCCAAGCCCUGUACAUCGGGAUGGAGGUGAUAAUUGCUGUGUCCUCUGUCAUCGGAAACGUGAUGGUGGUAUGGGCUGUAAAAAUUAACAAGUCGUUAAGAGACACCACGUUCUGUUUCAUCGUUUCGCUGGCCCUGGCUGACAUUGCGGUGGGGGCUCUGGUCAUACCGCUGGCCAUAACCAUCAGCAUCGGACUCCAAACUCACUUCUACAGCUGUCUUAUGGUGGCAUGCACGGUACUGGUCCUGACGCAAAGUUCCAUCCUCGCCCUCCUGGCAAUAGCGAUUGACCGCUAUUUAAGAGUCAAGAUACCAACCAGCUACAAGCGGGUGGUGACGCAGCGUCGUGCUGGCGUGGCGGUGGUGGUGUGCUGGACUGUGGCCUUCCUGGUGGGCCUCACGCCUAUGCUGGGCUGGAACAACCUGCAAAACCUGCGUCGGCGCAGCAACGGCUCCCUGAGCGACGAUCUGGUCAUCACCUGCCAGUUCGAGAACGUCAUCAGCAUGGACUACAUGGUCUACUUCAACUUCUUCGGCUGGGUGCUGCCACCCCUGGUGCUGAUGCUGGCCAUCUACACUGAGAUCUUCUACAUGAUCCACAAGCAGCUCAACAAGAAGGUGACCACCAGCCACACCGACCCCAACAAGUACUACGACAAGGAGCUGAAGCUGGCCAAGUCGCUGGCACUCGUGCUCUUCCUGUUUGCCGUCAGCUGGCUGCCACUGCACAUCAUGAACUGCAUCACUCUCUUCUGCCCGGGGUGCCACAAGCCCAUGUACCUCAUCUACAUCGCCAUCCUGCUGACGCACGGCAACUCGGCCGUCAACCCCAUCGUCUAUGCCUUCCGCAUCAAGAAGUUCCGCACCGCCUUCCUCAAGAUCUGGAAGCAGUACUUCUGUUGCAAGCAGGCGCCGCCUAUAGAGAGUCACCCCAGCGACAGGCUGAAGAACCACGAGGUGUCUGUGGCGCCGCCCUCGUCACUGCCUCCGCCCGAGACACUGCCCGCCCUGACGGAGCCUGACCCGACACCACCUCAGAAUGGUCCAGAACCAGGACAGCCGCUGGAACAGAACAACGUCUGAUCCAGUAUAUGAGCCUCUAGACAGACAAACAAUAAGACAGUGCCAUGAAUAUAAACACACAUACAAACACACAGUCUUACCAGAGAAUGUCUA